Molecule: messenger RNA, 1875 nt
Organism: Rotaria sp. Silwood2
Lineage: Eukaryota; Metazoa; Rotifera; Eurotatoria; Philodinida; Philodinidae
Source: the annotation of a GenBank genome assembly
AUGGAAAUAUAUGGUUCAUCAUGUUCAUUUCCUGUUUAUGAUACAAGUUGUGUAGUUAUCUCAGAUAUUCCACGUUUAUUAAUAAUUAAUCAACCAGUAGAAUUUACUAUUGAUGUAUCAAAAACCGGUAAAGGUCAACUUGAAGUUGCUAUUAAUAAUGGUCAAGUACCAAAACAAGUAAAAGUAUUAGGAAAUUCAAAAUUUCAUUUUACAUUUAUUCCAAUAUUAAAUGAACCUUAUAUUAUUUCUAUUAAAUUUAAUGGACAUCAUGUAUCUGGAUUUCCAAAACAAUGUCAAGUUAUUACAUCUGAUAAUAUAAUAAUUCGUGGUCUUAGUCUUAAACCAAUAUUAGUUGAUACUGAAACGUGGUUUACAAUUGAUAUACUACAUGCUGAUUUAUCUGAUUUACAUAUUACUAUAUUUACACCAACAAACGAACAAUUAGAUCCAUCAACACUUCUAACUUCAGAUGGACUUCGAGUAGAUUGGAUACCAUCAGAAAUAGGAACUUAUAUAAUUCAUAUGAUAUUACAUGGUUAUUCAAUACCUGGAAGUCCAUUUUAUGUGAAAUGUUAUGAUCCAAAAAGAGUUAUUAUUACACCACCAAUAAAUGAUAGUACUAUUGGAGAAGCAACAAAAUUUCUCCUCGAUGUAUCAAAAGCAGGUGAAGGUAAUCUCGAAAUAAGUGUUAAUUAUUCUGAUCGUAAUAUUCCUAAUGAAAUUAAUCCGAUUGGAAAUAAUCGUUUCGAAGUUCAAUUUAUUCCGCACAAAGCAAUAGUACAUUAUUGUAAUAUUCUAUUCAAUAAUGAACAUGUGUCAGGAAGUCCAUUUUCUGUAAAUGUUAUGGAAAUACAACGUGUAGUUGCAAUUGGUAAAGGUCUCGGUUCAGUUCCAAUCAAUAUUCCAACAUCAUUUACAAUUUUAACACCCGAUGAUGAUAUCGGAGAAUCAGAAUGUGAAUUUUAUAUAGAAAUUUUUUAUGAUAAUAUUCCAAUUGACAAUAGUCCAUUCAUAGCUCGAUCAUUUGAUGUUAAUCAAAUCAAAAUUCUUAAUUUUCCAUCAUCAGCUGUUGUUGGUUCAUCAGCUUAUUUUACUAUCAAUGCAACGGAUGCUGGUGCCGGUAGUCUUGAAAUAGCUGUAUCAAGAGAUGGAAAAAAUAUUCCCAAUUAUGUAAAAAAUGAAGACAGUACUUGUUUUCAUAUUAAAUUUAUUCCUGAUCAAGCAUGUAUGCAUCAAGCUCAAAUUAAAUUUAAUGGCAUUCAUAUACAAGGAUCACCUUUUCAAUGUAAUGUAUUUUCAAAUGAAUUUUUAUUUGAAAAUUAUGAAUAUGCACCAAUUAAUAAACGAACAUUAUUUUUAAUCAAAUCAAAAUUAAACUUUAAUUCAAAUAUUCAUGUUGAUAUAAUAACACCAUCUGGUAAUGAAAUAAAAGGAACAAUUGAAAAAAUUUCCACAAAUUCUUAUACAAUUGAUUUUAUACCACAUGAAAUUGGUGAACAUGAAAUAAAAUUUUAUGAUAAUGAAGAAAAAAAAUUAAUGAUAAAAAAAUUUAUUUGUCAAGUUUACGAUACAAGUAAAAUACGUUUGAGUGAAUUAUCACUUGCUAUUACUCAUCAACCAUAUACAUUUACAAUUAAUACAAUUGAAGCUGGUAAUGGUAUUUUAUCUGUUAAAAUAAAACAAAAUGGAAAUAAAGUAUUACAUGAACAAACACAAAUUUCUACUCAUAUUUAUCAAAUUUCAUUUAUACCUGAAACUGCAGAUGAAUGCACUGUGCAGAUAUCAUUUAAUGGAGAAAAUAAUUGUACGUACUUUAAAAUAUUACCAAUAGAAAAUAGAAAAAUAUAUAUAUUGAUAGUUACUCAGAAUUUAUAA